Messenger RNA from Owenia fusiformis, 3038 nucleotides. The record is from the annotation of a GenBank genome assembly. Lineage: Eukaryota; Metazoa; Annelida; Polychaeta; Sabellida; Oweniidae.
UAUUAAUCUAUUUAAAUGAAUGACGAAUUUGAUUCCGCAAGUUGAGCAUUUAGACUGUAUCUUCUCCAAAAAGUUUUUGUUUCAAGAAAUAUUCAGAAAUGGAUAAAGAAGCUAAAAUUGAAGGCUAAAGUGAGGAAAAAUAAGAUCAUAAUUCGUUUAGUAAGAUAGUUCGUAUAGCUAGGACCAGUCAUGCAUCAAGAAUUACAAGUAAUACGUCUGCAUAAGCGGAAAAAGAGAGGUAUAAAUUGACUUGUUUAUCUUUUGUGAACUCAAAAAUCUGGUAAAAAAGAGGGAAAUAUUGUGGAAUGGAAGUGGAUCCGCCUCAAGCCUCAGAUCCCUUACCAGGUGCACGAAAUGGUGGACUUAAAAGAUGUAACAGUGCGCCAAUGAUUAAUUUGAUUCCUGAUACAUCGUCAAGUUUCACCCCUGUCUCGCAACCACUCAGCAGUUCCCACAAUGCAACAGCCCCAUUGAUUUCUCCCGUCAGUAGACCUCUUGAGAGACAGAGAACCCUAAGUGCCAGUAGCACCUCCCUCAACAUUACAACACCUCCAAUAAGGAUCCCAUCCAGAUUGAUACAAAUAAAACAGGAAGAGACUACCAAUGUUGUCAACAGAGAAGUUGCUCAUGAAAGGGAGGUCCAGUCAAGCAUGCAAAUUGCCCAAUCAUGGGAUGAGUUUAGCCUGGAGGACUCAAUGAUGACGGAAGCUAAAAGACCGAGAUCUUUCAGCGAACAGCUACAUAUUUUCACUUCACCUUUCCCGCUGUCCAGCUCGCCAUCACCAACCAGAGUAGGAAAGCAAUGUUUCUCGCCAUCAGCUGGUCUGCCAAUUAAGGAUCACACUCUACAUACAAGCCCCACUCCCAGCCCUACAAGACGCAGUUUUGUCAGAAGAAGUCUGUCUCCUAUAGCCAUGAGGCCCAAUGCUGUAGGAAUGAAACGGAAAUUGGACACAGAGUUGUGUGAAUAUAUAAGCCCCGCUAAAAGGUUCAACAAUGGGCCAUUCACCCCAGAGCGCCUACUAACCCAUCACCCCCUUAUGAACAGUAUCUCAAGUAGCAGUUUCGAAGACUCAGACCCAAAUGGAGCUAGGGAAUCCAACAAUUCAUCCACCUCUAGUUUCGUAUCUAAUGACUCUGGCACUUCAAUGACGCCACAAACAUGCUUCACAUUUUGCCCAGUUCAAAAUAAUCGAAAUUCCGAGAGCCAAAAUUCUGAAAUGACAGACGUAUCUGAACCUGAACAGACACGGCAGGAUGACUCUGGGAAUCGGCCUCAAAAACCUACACCAAAAACGAUAUUCAAGUUUGGUCAAGCAAGGGAAACUCAAGUUUAAGUGCUUAAGGCAUGUGGUGAUUACAAACUAUUUAUUUGAGAAUGUCGGACAAGGUGGCUUUAAAAGCCCUGUGCCAAGCAAAGGUGAUCUGCCCAGUAACUUCGCACUACAUCAACCCUGAUUCAGAUUGCAUUCUGAUCAUUCGUCCCUCUCAAGAAUAAUGCUUUGAUACCAUUUUAGUCAUUUUUAUUGGAAAUUUUAUGAUAAAUGAGUUCUGAGAAUAAUACUCACUCACAAUACUGUUUUUCUGCAUGGUAAUAAAAAGCCAUAAUUCAAAGAGAAGGGAUGAUACAGUAACACUGUUCUCAUAGAAUUGCGGUUAACAAGCUUAAGACAGACAAAAUUGAUGUCAUCAUGCCAUUGUUUGAUUGAAUUGAAUUGAAUUUUUAAAUUCCAAGGAGUUAGCAUGAACAUCAUGUCUGAUUAGUGGACAGAUCGUUUUGUCUUUUUGAAGUUUUUAGGGUAUGUUUUGGAUUAUUUUCUCACCCAGAAAAAUAUAUGUUACAGUUAAUUGUAAAUGAUAUAUGAAAACCCAAUAGUCACAAGUCACCUGGGCCUUUCAUAAGAAGCCCACUAAAUCAAGAAAUUACUGGGUUUCUAUUUUUAGGCAUGGGGGCAUUAGAUCACAGGGCCACCUAUAUUUGUUGGCUGAAAGCUCGCAUCUGUAUUUAGACUGAACAGGUAUCAGAAAGGGAUGGACCAAUGAAAAUCCAACUUUGUUUUAUUCACUUUGACGAUAAUCUGAAAUUUGAUUGGUUCAUCCCUUAUAUGGGCAUAUGAUGCAAUAUGUAAAUAUGAUUGUAGAUAAAGACGAGAGAGUUGAAAAUGCACAUGUACAGAAUAUAAAGUAAAUCAAAUAUCAUAUUUAUGAAGAUAAAAUCUUAACAUAUAACCGAUAUGUAAGUUAUUUCUAUAAUAUAGCUGAUGUAAAUCAUUGCCAUAUGUCAUAUUCAGAUGAUAGAAUCUAAUCAAUUGUGUCGGUUUAAUGAAUGGUGUCUUAAAUCAGCAGUUGUAAUGGGGGGAAGAUUUGUUGAAUAAUUGAUUUAUUUUUGACCCAGAAAUAUGAGUAAAUCAACCAGAUUACUUCACUAAAGUAGAUGGGUAGGGAGGAGAUACUGAAAGCAAUAAGCAGUACUGAAAUUAAUGGAGUUUUCAGCAGCUGCUGACAUUUCGACACCUCGGCUAAAAUCAACAUAAGAAUUAGACUCAAACCUUUGUUUAAAGGUCAAAAGCUCUUUAAGUUCUAUGUUUUCAUUGCUCUUUUUGUAAAAGUGUUGAGUUUCUUAACUUCAUAUAUCAUCAAUAAAUGGGUAAUGCAUACAUUUAAACAUAUUUUAGUAAAUGCCUGACUCGGUGUAAUAUGAUUAAUGUACACUCCCCACAAAAUGUUGGCAACCAAUUAGUUUCCAUUGAAAAGCCUGUUAAACCCUGCUCAUGUUUGUAAUGUAAUUUUUUCCUAUCGUAAAUUAGGAUGAAAAUUGAUAAGUUUUAUGAUUUUUUUAAAAUCAAACAUAAGUAGACUUUAACAUGGCCCAAGUUGCUGUUUUCAAACUUUUUAGGGGGAGUGUAGAAUAAAGCUUAUAUUUUUAAUAUAUGGUGCAAGAUAUGAUAAACAUAUUUUUAUUUGAGAUAUCCUUGAAUAGAACUUGUUUUUUUCUGAGAUUUUAUCAUAUCAGAAUGACUAGUAAAAUGUAAUUUUUU